CUUCGUCAUCAAAAACAACUCCACAAUCCAGUUCCUCUGAUCUUUUUACGCACCAAAUGAUGUACUACUGUAAACUGAACUCCUCAAACCCUCCAUUUCCUUGCAAAUUCCCGACAAAAAGUCCAGAGCUUGGACCAAAAACAAUAGCCUGCACUUCCAACGGUCAAAAACAACUACUUACAACUGCCGCCACUCAAAUCCAAGUCCAGAAAACUAAUGCUUACAGUGUAAAGUUCAGGACUCUCGGAGCUUGCAAGCUUGGGAUUUCAAGAUAUCCUGAUUUUGAAUACGACGCCGGCGGCGGAACAGGAAGUGGGUCCGGUACUAAGGUCCCAGAUGGUGAUCAGUUGAGUGAUGAAAUUUCGGUUUCAUUUGACAUUAAAACACUCUAUAUACCACCAUUGUCAAGUGCAACAACCAGGUUCUUGGGAUUGCCAUUGCCACCAUUUCUAAAGAUUGAGAUCGCCCCAGAACUCUUUCAAGGGAGGAUUGACAGAGAAUCUGGCAAGAUUGAUCUAGAAUUCAUGGCCAAGUUCUGGUUUUCUGUUGGGACUGUCUAUAGAGCUCCUCCACUGCUGGUGAAGACAGUUUUGACAUCUGAGGAGUCAAAAGGAACGAUAAGAAGUGGAAGAGGAAAGAGAUUGGAUAAAGAAGGGAAGUGUAGAUUAGUUGGGGUGGCAACUGUUGAUCCUAUUGAUGAUUUCCUAAUGAAUACCUUCCUUGGCCUUCCUACUGAAUGCCUUGCUAAUCUGAAUGCUGUAAUCUCAAUUUCCAAUUCUUCAUAAGAUUUCAAAACCACAACUUUUGCCAGUCAAAUCUGUUUUUCAUGGGGUCCCAAAAGCACUGUGAAUCAGAAAUGAAGCAUUGAUUAUUAUUUUUUAGCUCCAUGCUUGGAAUGGAUGCAAAACUAUCUAUUUGUUCUUAUUCGUCUUU
Alnus glutinosa is the source of this 933-nucleotide messenger RNA. RefSeq lists its product as uncharacterized. The transcript is spliced from 2 exons. The record is from RefSeq and is a predicted model, not a curated record. Lineage: Eukaryota; Viridiplantae; Streptophyta; Magnoliopsida; Fagales; Betulaceae. The coding region runs from base 57 to 785 and encodes 242 amino acids.